Amyelois transitella is the source of this 1347-nucleotide messenger RNA. Its product is annotated as peptidyl-prolyl cis-trans isomerase Fkbp12. The record is from RefSeq and is a predicted model, not a curated record. Lineage: Eukaryota; Metazoa; Arthropoda; Insecta; Lepidoptera; Pyralidae. Gene Ontology annotation, molecular function: peptidyl-prolyl cis-trans isomerase activity. The transcript is spliced from 3 exons. Bases 24 to 482 code for a protein of 152 amino acids.
AGGCUCUAUUAGUCUAUGCUCGGAUGGAAAAGAAAAACAAAAGGCAAAUUUUCUUUUCUGUCAUUUCAAAUUUUAUAUUUCCCACGCGAAUUUUCCAAACUUCACUUUGCUCUGGAACAGAUAUUUCAAUAGCAAAAGCUUUAAUUAUUUCAAUUAUGGGCGUAGAUGUUGAAACUCUUUCCCCGGGAAAUGGCUCCACAUACCCCAAGCCUGGACAGACAGUGGUAGUUCACUAUACAGGAACUCUACAGAAUGGAAAGAAGUUCGACUCCUCCAGGGACCGUGGUCAACCUUUCAAAUUUACCCUGGGCAAGGGCGAUGUUAUCAAGGGCUGGGACCAAGGAUUGGCUAAAAUGUCCGUAGGAGAGAGAGCAAGACUCACAUGUUCACCAGACUUUGCUUACGGCUCCCGAGGACACCCCGGUGUCAUACCACCAAAUUCUACCCUGAUUUUUGAUGUUGAACUGUUGCGUGUUGAAUAGUUAUGAUAUUUCACAAACAAAAUAAUUUAUUGCUUGACAAAUUAUAAUAGAUUUAUGUAAACUGUCUGCUACAAAUGUUCUCAAAGUUCCUUUAUCCGCCUGAUGGAAAGAAAAGUUGACAUUUGACAUAAUAAAUGCAGACUGUAAACCCUAUUAUGUAAUUACUCUAUUUAUUGACAGUAUUUUGGACAUGUUUGAGUAUUGCUUUAUACAUUGCAACUUAAAUGGCAACUAUAGAGAUUCCUUGAGGUAAUCAAAUUAUAAGGUACACUUCUCAAUUCCAUCAAAUACAUGGAACCUUGUUCAUAAAUGUUGACUAGGAAUUUCUUAACAAUUAUCUCCCUCUCUAUCUUUGCUAUAGAGUUAGGGAAAGAGGGAUGACCAAUGUUUUUUAUCAAUGUUUGUGCAUCCAUCAAGUAGACUUCGGCUUGAUUUCUACCUGUUAUGAUGGUUAGUGCUGAUGAUCUGUUGGUGUGGGUCAGGCAUAUCUGGGUUGUUCAGUGCCAAACAGAAGGCAGCACAAACUUCUGUCCAGAGAGGUGAGGACUUAACCAGGAUUAACACCAGGAGGGAGAAGUGCUAUGCAAUAAGUGAUAAGAAACACUAUAUUCAAUAAUGCUUUUUUUUGGCAAUGCCAAUGUUAAGAUGAAGGCAGAAAGGCACCAGUUUAAAAAUGUCCAUAGCACAUAACUUAUGCAUUUCCCGUUAUUAAACAUUUCUGUUCUAAGGAACUGUAUUAUUUAAUAUAUUUAAUAAUCUCAAGCUAGUUUAGUUUAGCAUUUACUUAAUGUAUUAAUCUUUGUUAAUUAUUCUGUUUCUUCAAUUUUAUUUAAUAAUUUUAAUAAAUAAAAUAACAUGUGUAAAA